Messenger RNA from Canis lupus familiaris (dog), 773 nucleotides. RefSeq names its product zinc finger protein 487 (gene ZNF487). The record is from RefSeq and is a predicted model, not a curated record. Lineage: Eukaryota; Metazoa; Chordata; Mammalia; Carnivora; Canidae.
UUUUCAAACUAUGGUAAAUUAUUUUUAUUUCUAGACUUUUGCAUAGUUGACCUGUUGGAGAAGAGCCAGGAAAAGCAAGACCAGCAGUAUCUGUGGAAAGUUGAUUUUGUCAACAACAAAACAUUGACUAAGGAGAGAAGUAGUAUAUUAGGAAAAUCAUUUUUUUUAAAGAUUUUAUUUAUUUAUUCGAAAAAAAUGACUAGUAUAUGUGACUCAUAUGGAAUGAAUUGGAAUUAUAUUUCAGAAGUAAUUAUUACUAAUAGAAACUUCUUUAUAAGGAAGCUUGAUGAGUUUUAUGCACAUGGGAAAUUGCUCCUCUAUACAAAGCAGAAUUUUCAUCCCAGAGAGAAACCUUCUGAAUAUGACAAAAAUGGAAAAGCUGUCAGUCAAAAUGAGGACCUGUUUCAACAUAGGCUCAUUCAAACUCUGAAGCAGCUUUUUGAAUAUAAUGAAUGUGGGAAAGCCUUCCAUGAGGGAGCAACUUUCAUUACAUAUAAGAACAUGUUUAUGGAAGAAGCCCUAUGAAUAUAAUGAACAUAUAAAAGCCUUUUCUGAUAGACCAACAUUCAUUGUUCAUCAGGGAACUCAUACAAAGGAAAAUCAGUAUGAAUUUAAUGACUGUAGGAGGUGUCUCUUGGUGAGAAAUCAACUCUAAGCACAAUCGAGUUAUCAUAGGGAAGAGAGACUAUGAGUGCGUUGAAAGUGAAAAUAGUUUCAGCAAGAAGUCACUCCAGUGAAUUUGUAAAGGAGAGGAAACUUUUGACUGUAAUGAA